UGAAGAGCCGGAUCGAGCAGCUGCGGGCCAACGGGCAGCGCCUGGUCAAGGAGGCGGAGAACCUGUACAACAUCGAGAUCCUGCGGCUGCCGGUGGGGCUCCGCGGGAUGAACUGGAUAUGUAUCGAGUUUUUUUUUUUAAAAAGUGUUUUCUUUUUAGCUAAAGGAGGAAGCAAAAAGGUGUUGGAAGAGGCAGCAACGGCAGAUCUGGAAAUAACAGAAAUAAAUAAGUUAACAGCAGAAGUUAUGCAGACUCCUUUAAAAAUCAGGAAAGUGGAAAAAACCAAACAGGCUAUCGAAGCUAUUGAAGAAGAAGCAGAGGCUCCUUUGCUUCCUCUAGCAAAGAGAGCAAAACAAGAUAACCAAUGUCUACCAGACCUAGAAGCUGAAAAUGUUAAUUCAAGAACUGGAAAGGUGAAGGCAUCCACUAAAAAAGCGCCGGUGUCCCGGAGCAGAAGGGCUCCUUCAGCGAGAGUGAAGCGUGUGAGUAAAAGAUCAAGCAGAAACAACUUUAUCACUCCAGCUACUGGUAAAGCUGUUGAUUUCUGUGCUCGGGGAGGUACCUCCAUGAUCACACCUAAAUUUGAUUCCAGAAUUUUCAAGACGCCAGGUUUGCGCACACCCUCCGUGAACGAGCGUGUUUACACCAUCUCUGCCAACGGCAGCCCCCUUGCUGACGGCACAGAUAUCUUCAUUACCGUCCCCGUCGGAGGAGGAGAGAGCAUUCGUUUAACAGCAAAUGAUUUGACCAAGAAGAACCUUCUUCAUCUAAAUCCAGAGGCCCAAGGAAUUAUGAAGAAGCUAUCGGUUCGUCUUGCACAAGCUUGCAGCGGUGCAAAAACCUGUAGAUGA
Eurypyga helias (sunbittern) is the source of this 851-nucleotide messenger RNA. RefSeq names its product cell division cycle associated 8 (gene CDCA8). Gene Ontology annotation, biological process: mitotic sister chromatid segregation. The record is from RefSeq and is a predicted model, not a curated record. Lineage: Eukaryota; Metazoa; Chordata; Aves; Eurypygiformes; Eurypygidae. The annotation marks the transcript as partial. Gene Ontology annotation, cellular component: chromosome, centromeric region; spindle midzone; chromosome passenger complex. The transcript has 9 exons.